Drosophila ananassae is the source of this 787-nucleotide messenger RNA. Its product is annotated as ADP-ribosylation factor-like protein 3. The transcript has 4 exons. The record is from RefSeq and is a predicted model, not a curated record. Gene Ontology annotation, molecular function: GTPase activity; GTP binding. NCBI's taxonomy places the organism in Eukaryota, Metazoa, Arthropoda, Insecta, Diptera, Drosophilidae. Bases 96 to 647 code for a protein of 183 amino acids. Gene Ontology annotation, biological process: cilium assembly. Gene Ontology annotation, cellular component: cytoplasm; microtubule cytoskeleton.
UUUGUAUUUCCAAUCAUUCGAACCCCACAACUUCGUAAAAAUUUACCUAGACUGUAGCCGAUUUGUACACCUCGACUCCAAUCAAUUUCAUUCCAAUGUGCUUUCACGGGCCCGUUUCGCUUAUCAAGAAAGUGCUGCCCUUCAGCUCCCAAGGAUCCAGUCUUCUCAUAUUGGGACUAGACAAUGCCGGCAAAACCACUCUAACAACUCGCCUUGCGGGAAUCUUAAAUGGAGCUUCGAAGGAAUCAACCAAAGAAGCCUCCGAAUGGACUUUCAAGGUGAAUAAAUCAAAGCUCCAGUUGUGGGAUUUAAAUGGGGAACUCAAGAACCGGCAAGUUUGGCCCGAUUAUUACCAAAAAGCAAAGGUCUUGAUUUUUGUCAUAGACAGUAAGGAUGGGGUGCGCCUUGGCGAGGCUCGUUGCGUCCUGUGCGAUGUCCUUUUGCACGAGGAGCUACAGAAAGCUCCCUUGCUUAUUAUUUCCAAUAAAAAGGACACCAUUGGAUCCCUGCCCACCUCCACUGUAGUUGACUUGAUGGGCUUGGAUCGCCUGGAGGGCCGUGAAUGGGCCAUCAAGGAAUGUUCUGUGGAAACGGGUGAUGGCAUUCAGGAAGUUGCUGACUGGAUAACUGGAAAAAUAAAGAAAUAAAAAUUUGGAUUUUACAAUUUUUAAAUAUUUUUUAAAGUCUAUUUUGUACAUUAAGCUAUGCAGAAAUUUGUAGUGCAUACACAAGUAGUGCCUACUUAUACUAUUAAAUAUAAUAAAUGUAUCACAUAAAUAGCUUAAAA